AUGCCCGAGCCCGCGCCGCAAGCGGCGCCAGCGCCGGCCGUGCCGCCCGCGCCGCCCGCGGCCCCCCCGCCAGAAGCGGGAGACGCAGCUCCGAGCCGAGAAACGGCGCAGCCGGCGGCGAAACCGGGAACAGCGCUGCCGCGGGAAAACGCGGAAGCGGCGGCGGCUGCUGAGCGGCGGGCAGAAGCGGCGGCGCCGGGAGCGCCCGCAGAGAACGGACCGGCAGCGGCGCCGGGCGCGUCCGCAGAGCGCCGGCCAGAGACGGCGGCGCCGAGCGCGCCCGGGGAGCGCGAAACAGCGGCGGAAGCGGCAACCGCGCCGAACGCGGCUGCUGUGCGGGAGACGAGCGCGGCGCCGACCGCGGCGCCGGGCGCAGCCGUAGUUCCAGAGUCGGCUGCAGCUUCAGUACCGGCUCGGUCGGAACUGGCCGAGACGGCCUCCCGUAAAGAGACUGCUGUUGUGCCCGACGUUCAGGAUGAGCUGCGAAACCUAUCCCAAAGGAUGGGGGACUUGCUCAGCCUGUUAGAGCGGCGAAUGCCCGAGCCCGCGCCGCAAGCGGCGCCAGCGCCGGCCGUGCCGCCCGCGCCGCCCGCGGCCCCCCCGCCAGAAGCGGGAGACGCAGCUCCGAGCCGAGAAACGGCGCAGCCGGCGGCGAAACCGGGAACAGCGCUGCCGCGGGAAAACGCGGAAGCGGCGGCGGCUGCUGAGCGGCGGGCAGAAGCGGCGGCGCCGGGAGCGCCCGCAGAGAACGGACCGGCAGCGGCGCCGGGCGCGUCCGCAGAGCGCCGGCCAGAGACGGCGGCGCCGAGCGCGCCCGGGGAGCGCGAAACAGCGGCGGAAGCGGCAACCGCGCCGAACGCGGCUGCUGUGCGGGAGACGAGCGCGGCGCCGACCGCGGCGCCGGGCGCAGCCGUAGUUCCAGAGUCGGCUGCAGCUUCAGUACCGGCUCGGUCGGAACUGGCCGAGACGGCCUCCCGUAAAGAGACUGCUGUUGUGCCCGACGUUCAGGAUGAGCUGCGAAACCUAUCCCAAAGGAUGGGGGACUUGCUCAGCCUGUUAGAGCGGCGAAUGCCCGAGCCCGCGCCGCAAGCGGCGCCAGCGCCGGCCGUGCCGCCCGCGCCGCCCGCGGCCCCCCCGCCAGAAGCGGGAGACGCAGCUCCGAGCCGAGAAACGGCGCAGCCGGCGGCGAAACCGGGAACAGCGCUGCCGCGGGAAAACGCGGAAGCGGCGGCGGCUGCUGAGCGGCGGGCAGAAGCGGCGGCGCCGGGAGCGCCCGCAGAGAACGGACCGGCAGCGGCGCCGGGCGCGUCCGCAGAGCGCCGGCCAGAGACGGCGGCGCCGAGCGCGCCCGGGGAGCGCGAAACAGCGGCGGAAGCGGCAACCGCGCCGAACGCGGCUGCUGUGCGGGAGACGAGCGCGGCGCCGACCGCGGCGCCGGGCGCAGCCGUAGUUCCAGAGUCGGCUGCAGCUUCAGUACCGGCUCGGUCGGAACUGGCCGAGACGGCCUCCCGUAAAGAGACUGCUGUACAAACUGCCGCGCAGCCAGCUGCAGUCUGUCUGUUCUGGCUCUGGCGAACCUAG
Corvus hawaiiensis (hawaiian crow) is the source of this 1581-nucleotide messenger RNA. Its product is annotated as skin secretory protein xP2-like. NCBI's taxonomy places the organism in Eukaryota, Metazoa, Chordata, Aves, Passeriformes, Corvidae. The transcript has 5 exons. Bases 1 to 1581 code for a protein of 526 amino acids. The record is from RefSeq and is a predicted model, not a curated record.